AAUGAAAAACGUAAACAAACGACAGAUUCUUCUGCCACUUUGGCAAGCAAAAAACAAUGUCGCCGAGAUUCAGAGAAAAAGAAAACCGUUAAAAAAAGAAAAGCUAAAUCGUCAAAGCAAGCGGAAAACGAUCUAGAAACGAUCGCAUCCGAUGAUUCAGAAGUGGAUUUCGGUUUAUCAUUGAAAUACAUCUGUUCGUAUGGAUGUCGAUAUCGUAGUACAUCAAAGGAUAAAGUUAACAAACAUGAACAAAUUGUACAUAAUGGUAAACAACAUAAAUGUUUGCAGAAAAAUUGUACUGAACAAUUUCAAUUCAUCUUUGAUUUGCAAAAACAUUUGAAACAAUUUCAUAAAAUUUUCCAAUGUUCAAAUGAAAAAUGUGCAUUAUUAUUCCAAGACGAGAAUAAACUGAAUCGACAUAUGAGGAUGGAACAUGUAGAUGAAUAUCUGACAUGCAAAUCAUGCAAUAAAAAAUUUCGAAACGCUGAAGCCAUAAGGAAACACAACUAUCUAUUACAUGAUACUGGUGAUUAUCGUUGCGAUCAUGAGGGAUGUGAUUUUUCCACUACAUAUCGCCAUGAAUUAUUCACACAUAGACAAUCGAAACAUAAGCGUAAAAAAUGUCAAUUCACUGGCUGUGAUCGUUAUGUAUCGUUCACUUAUUACCCAAUACAUUUGCGUUUACAUCAAAACAUUCGUUCCUAUCAAUGUUCGUGGCCAGAUUGCGGAAAAACAUUUGUCGAUAAUAGUUCCUUGAAGAAUCAUGUUCGUGUACAUUUAAAUUUUAAACGUUUCCGUUGUAAAUGGCCCGAUUGUAGUUAUGCUUGCGAACAGAAAUCCAAUCUGAUCACACACAUACGUAUUCGACAUUUUAAGCUACCACAUACGAAAAAACGUCAAUUGGAAUUGAAUAUUUCGAUGGAUUCAUUUCCCAAUCCAAAUGAAUUUGUUGAAGCGAUUAAUGAAGAUAUUUCUGUCAAUACACCAACAAUGUAGAUAAUUGAUUUUUUCAAAUUUAAUUUAUAAUAAUUGAUUGAUUAUUAUGGAUUAAUUAAAUAAAUUUUUUGAAAACUCGAAUUUGAUUCUCAUAUGAUUCACACAAUAAACACAUAUGAAAUAUAAUGGCAUACAAUCGUUUUUAGAUGGCGCCAUCAUUGAUUCGAAAUAAUUGUCAAGUUCGAUUCGAUAUAUUUGAUGAAAUGUUGAAAUGCUACACAUUGUUUCAUCAUCAUCUCAUCUAUCUAAAAUAAUACAUGUCAAUAAUCAAUAAAU
Messenger RNA from Dermatophagoides farinae (American house dust mite), 1272 nucleotides. RefSeq lists its product as uncharacterized. NCBI's taxonomy places the organism in Eukaryota, Metazoa, Arthropoda, Arachnida, Sarcoptiformes, Pyroglyphidae. Gene Ontology annotation, molecular function: transcription coregulator activity. Gene Ontology annotation, cellular component: nucleus. The record is from RefSeq and is a predicted model, not a curated record. Gene Ontology annotation, biological process: regulation of transcription by RNA polymerase II.